GGAAGCAAUAUCGUUUCCCGAGCUGUUUAUGAAGGAUAACUCGUGUAAACUCGGAUUUCCUUGGAUGGCAUUGGACUACGCUGCCAGUCGGGGUUGGAAUAUAUCCUCUGAUCUGAUCUGAUGCCGGCUGAUUGUGGAAUAGUAAUCUGAAAGAAGGCAGCGACUCGCAGUUUCUUUUCUUUUUUUUUUUUUUGGUGCAUUGUGGAGUUGGAGACAUUCCUCUCUCUGGAUUCAGCCCAUGCUCUCUCCUCCCUUAUCUGUGCAUGCCAAAACAGAGAUCUCCACGAUUUUAUUCCUCCCUGCCCAGGUAAUUGGGUGAAUUCUAGUGAGUGACAGGCUGACCCUGCAGCAGUUGAUGGUCGGGCGGACCCCCUCAGAUGGGAUCAGUGUCCAGGGGGAGGUGGAGAAGGGGGAUAUGGGGAGCACUUGCCCCCACUAACGGGAUGGCCUCAUGGGCCUGGCUGCUGGCCGCUGUCCUGCUGUCCCUGCUGACCGUCAGCGUGGCCCGGCCGCCCCUCACCUCAACCAAGGAGGAGGAGGCCACUCUGGAACCUGAAGAGGCAUCGAACAAAUAUCAAAUUUCUAAGCCCACGGUGUGCUCAGUGCACCCGGGGGAGUUGCUGAAGCUGAACUGCCCACUGCCACCGACGGGGACCAUCACCUGGACCAAAGAUGGCAGUUCUCUGGGCACCAACAACCGCACGGUCAUAGAGCAGGAGGUGCUGCAGAUCCGUGAUGCCACGGCCAAGGAUUCUGGCCUGUAUACCUGCACCAGCGUGGGCAAAGACACGGUCUGCUUCAUAGUGAAUGUCACAGAUGCCAUCUCGUCAGGGGAUGACGAGGAUGAUACAGAGCGAUCGGAGGACACUGGUGCGGACGGAAAACAGAUAAGCGCUCCGUAUUGGACCUCGUCAGCUAAGAUGGAGAAGAAGCUACAUGCGGUGCCAGCUGCCAACACAGUCAAGUUCCGCUGCGCUGCAGAAGGCAACCCCAAGCCUAAGCUGCGCUGGCUUAAAAACGGCCGGCCUUUCCGCCAAGAGGACCGCAUGGGAGGGUAUAAGGUGCGUACCCAGCACUGGACCCUGAUCAUGGAGAGCGUGGUGCCGUCGGACAAGGGCAACUACACCUGUCUGGUGGAGAACGAGUUUGGAUCCAUCAACCACACCUACACCCUGGACGUAGUGGAACGGUCCCCUCACCGGCCUAUUCUCCAGGCUGGUCUCCCAGCCAACACCACUGUACACGUCGGGGAGGACGCCCGCUUCGUCUGCAAGGUCUACAGCGACGCCCAACCUCACAUUCAAUGGCUGAAACACAUCACUCAAAACGGUAGUCGCUACGGCACCGACGGACACCCCUACGUCCGAGUUUUAAAGACGGCAGGUGUUAACACCACAGAUAAGGAGAUAGAAGUUCUCUACUUGCCCAAUGUAACAUUUGAAGAUGCUGGGGAGUAUACGUGCUUGGCGGGUAAUUCUAUUGGGAUCUCCUUUCACACUGCUUCAUUGACGGUGCUUCCAGCCCUCGAGAAAUCCCCAGGGCCCAUUUCCCCAGACUAUGUGGAGAUUGCCAUAUACUGCGCGGGCGUCUUCCUCAUCGCCUGCAUGGUGGGCAUCGUGGUGGUGUGCCGCAUGAGGAACACCGCAAAGAAACCUGACUUUGGGGGCCAGCCUGCGGUCCACAAACUGAGCAAGCAGAUCCCUCUGCGCCGCCAGGUAACAGUGUCGGCAGACUCAAGCUCUUCCAUGAACUCCAGUACGCCGCUGGUACGCAUCACAACACGGCGGAGCUCUGCACACGAUGAUCCGAUCCCUGAGUACGACCUCCCCCAGGAUCCACGCUGGGAGUUUUCCCGAGACAGGUUGACCCUGGGCAAGCCCUUAGGUGAAGGCUGCUUUGGCCAAGUUGUAAUGGCAGAGGCCCUGGGCAUCGAUAAGGACAAACCCAAGGAGGCUGUAACUGUCGCUGUCAAGAUGCUGAAAGAUGACGCCACUGAGAAAGACCUGUCUGACCUGGUGUCAGAGAUGGAAAUGAUGAAGAUGAUUGGCAAACAUAAGAACAUCAUUAAUCUUUUGGGGGCCUGUACACAAGAGGGCCCCCUCUAUGUGAUAGUGGAGUACGCCUCCAAAGGCAACCUCAGGGAGUACCUCCGAGCCCGCCGUCCACCUGGCAUGGAGUACUCCUAUGACAUCGCCCGUGUCUCAGACGAACAGCUUACUUUCAAAGAUCUGGUCUCCUGCACUUAUCAGGUGGCACGGGGCAUGGAGUACCUAGCAUCACAGAAGUGUAUACACAGAGACCUGGCAGCCAGGAACGUCCUGGUCACAGAAAGCAACUUCAUGAAGAUCGCGGACUUCGGCCUGGCCAGGGACGUCCAUAACAUUGACUACUAUAAAAAGACGACCAAUGGUCGCCUCCCGGUAAAAUGGAUGGCUCCAGAGGCACUGUUUGACCGGGUCUACACACACCAGAGUGAUGUCUGGUCAUUUGGGGUGCUGAUGUGGGAGAUCUUCACCCUAGGGGGCUCCCCCUACCCUGGCAUCCCUGUUGAAGAGCUCUUCAAGUUGCUCAAAGAGGGACAUCGCAUGGACAAGCCGGGCAACUGCACCAACGAGCUGUACAUGAUGAUGAAAGACUGCUGGCAUGCCAUCUCAUCCCACAGACCUACCUUCAAGCAGCUAGUAGAGGAUCUGGAUCGCAUCCUCACCCUCAACACCAACGAGGAGUAUCUGGACCUGUGUGCCCCAGCAGAACAGUAUUCCCCCAGCUUCCCCGACACUCGCAGCUCCUGCUCCUCCGGUGACGACUCUGUGUUUUCCCACGAUCCCUUACCGGACGAGCCCUGCCUCCCCAAGUACCAGCACAUCAAUGGAAUCGUCAAAACAUGAGCCCCCACCCAGCCUCUCCUCCCCAGCUUGACCUGCCACAGUCUUAACCCUCGACGUAACAAAACACACGUAGCACAGCCCCGAAUCCUCCUAACCUCCUGCCGCCCCGUUUCACCCCUCUGGUUCCCAGUGGACUAAUGGACCCAGAUGGGACUGGGCUACUGGCAGCGCUGCUGUCACACACUCAUACUGCCAUGCACACACACACACACACACACACACACACA
Molecule: messenger RNA, 3115 nt
Organism: Etheostoma cragini (Arkansas darter)
Lineage: Eukaryota; Metazoa; Chordata; Actinopteri; Perciformes; Percidae
Gene: fgfr2
Product: fibroblast growth factor receptor 2
Exons: 18
Coding region: 378-2888 (836 amino acids)
Biological process (GO): positive regulation of cell population proliferation; fibroblast growth factor receptor signaling pathway; protein phosphorylation
Cellular component (GO): signaling receptor complex; membrane
Molecular function (GO): fibroblast growth factor binding; ATP binding; fibroblast growth factor receptor activity
Source: RefSeq, a predicted model, not a curated record